UGACCCCUAAGUUCUCUUUGCUGCUCUCAUGGCUCUCCGGAUCUCUUUCUCUUCAUCUCCUCUUCAAUCCUCUCCUUCUCCUUCUUCUCCUCCUCCAUCGCCUUCGUCUCUUGGUCUGAAUCCGGCCUUCUAUGGGGCCAAUCGGAGGGCUACGAGGAUGCCCGCCCCCAUGUGGUUGUCCAAGGACGCCACCCGUCGAGCGGGCAGGGCGGUGGUGACCAGCUCGUCGAGCCUGGAGAUGGCGGCUCCGGCCGUCGGACAGGUGACGGAGGUGAACAAGGACACCUUCUGGCUGCUCGUGAAGGCCGCCGGCUCCAAGAUCGUCGUUCUUGACAUGUACACGCAAUGGUGUGGUCCCUGUAAGUUGAUGGCUCCUAAGUUUCAAGAAUUGUCUGAGAAGCACUGUGAUGUUGUAUUUCUCAAGCUUGACUGCAAUCAAGAAAACAGGGCCCUUGCAAAAGAGUUGGGUUUAAAGGUCGUCCCAACCUUUAAGAUUCUCAAGGAUAGCAAGGUUGUAAAAGAAGUAAGAGGGGCCAAAUUCGAUGAUCUAGUUGCUGCAAUUGAGACAGUAAAGUCAAGUUGACAUUUCCUUAUUGCAAUUGGCCCCUCCAGAUAAUCAAGUAUGAUUACGCAACGGAAGAACCUUUAUAAAGUUAAUUUUAUAAAAUUGCUUGGAUCAUCUGGACUGGGUGUUCCUUGGCUGUAAAGAAUUGAAAAUGAUACUCCAAAAAUAAAGAUAUUGAUUAAAGUAAAGGGUGUCCAUUUACAUUUAUGUUCAGAUUAAGAGAAUGAUGCAUGAGCAUUUCUCACCAGUGCAGGGCAUCAUAGGUGAAACAGAUUGUCAUUUGAGUUGUUACAAAUGGAAAGGUUCCUCACAUG
Elaeis guineensis (African oil palm) is the source of this 879-nucleotide messenger RNA. RefSeq names its product thioredoxin F, chloroplastic. Lineage: Eukaryota; Viridiplantae; Streptophyta; Magnoliopsida; Arecales; Arecaceae. The record is from RefSeq and is a predicted model, not a curated record.